AUGUCCAGCAGUGGUUUUUUUUUUGGUGUGGUAUGCUGCCUCUUCAUGCUUAUCGGCCAUGAGUUUCCCGCGCAAACCGCGUCACCCCGAAGCAGGGGUCCGCACAUGGCCACCUGCUCCAUUUCCCGAUGCCUGCUGGUGGACAGGCGGGCAGAGGUACGAUGUCGCCUAGUAUGCUAUCAGAUCUGCACCGCAUACCACAAUUCGCCAGCGCCAGUGUUGCAAUGGUGA
Molecule: messenger RNA, 231 nt
Organism: Aspergillus niger
Lineage: Eukaryota; Fungi; Ascomycota; Eurotiomycetes; Eurotiales; Aspergillaceae
Exons: 1
Coding region: 1-231 (76 amino acids)
Source: RefSeq, a predicted model, not a curated record